Molecule: messenger RNA, 459 nt
Organism: Zychaea mexicana
Lineage: Eukaryota; Fungi; Mucoromycota; Mucoromycetes; Mucorales; Lichtheimiaceae
Exons: 2
Coding region: 1-459 (152 amino acids)
Source: RefSeq, a predicted model, not a curated record
AUGAAAAAAGUAUUUCGAUUUUCUUCAGUAAGCUUUGUUGAAGCAAAGGACGGUGCUGGUGGGCAUAGUGCUGCAGCAAAGAACAAAAACAAAACGUUCUACAGGAUAGUUUCUCGGGAAGGUCAUUUGCUCUUAUGGUAUCUGUCGCCCACUUAUCUCUGUCGCAACAAAAGCGUCUAUACUUGGGUUCUCUGUCCCUCUCGUGAUUUCUCAGAAGCAAACGAAGCACAAACCUUCGAUUUUGUGCUACGCCAGACCAUACGUCUUGCAGGCGAAAACUCACUUGUGGUCCUUGGCAACUUUACAAAUACGGAAAGAUGUGUCCAAACGACACAAAAAAGAAAACUUCAGAGCGUCGAUGGUGGUCUCCCUUCCCCCACCCCCACCCCCAAACUUAGUAAAGAGACAGAUGGGCCAACCGACUACAGCAGCAGUCAGAUUAUGUAUUAUCGUCUUUAA